Messenger RNA from Pelobates cultripes (western spadefoot toad), 429 nucleotides. The record is from the annotation of a GenBank genome assembly. Lineage: Eukaryota; Metazoa; Chordata; Amphibia; Anura; Pelobatidae.
AUGACCGGAUCCACUGCUGGUUCCAUGCUACCACUACAGUUAAGACAAAAAAGGGGGAGGGGGCAAGAGCCACACAACAAGGGGACAGAGAACACACACAGAGAACACAGAAAGGACAAAGAUACCGAGAGAAAGAGAGACAGAAAGGAACCAGGGGGGACAGCACAGAAGACAGAUACACAGAGAAAACAAAACAGAAAAGAACAGAUCAAAAGAGAUAGAUUGACAGCUUUACCCAUUAAAUGGCUGCCGUGUAACGGUGCCCAACCCCUAUAUACCUUUUAUCCUCCUAACACCCCACUCCGACACCCUCUCUACCAAUCCCUACUGCCUUGCUCAGUACCCUCCUCUGCCUAUGCGUCUCCAUGGGGCUGCAGGGUGGACAUCUAUGCAACCCUGGCAAAGAACACUAUAUACAAGAAGAAGAAG